CUUUUUGCCACAAUUAUCUCAUUCAAACAUAACUUUUUUCUUAUCAUCAUGACGAAGAAUACUCAAGCUCAAUCAUCUUCUUCUUUCGUGAAGUUUUGCCGGAAACUGUCACCAAAGAGGAAAGAUUCAUCCGCAGAGACACAAGGUAACAUUAAUGGUGAUGAGGACAAGAACAGAGACUUAGAAGCUGUCUUUGCUUACAUGGACGCAAACAGAGACGGUAGAAUAUCUCCACAUGAGCUUCAGAAGAGUUUCAUGACAUUAGGAGAGGAGUUGUCUGAUGAAGAAGCCGAAGCCGCGGUUAGAUUGUCUGAUACAGACGGAGACGGGAUGUUGGAUUUUGAUGAGUUUGCUCAGCUGAUCAAAGGAGAUGAUGAGGAAGACAAGAAGACUGAGCUAAAGGAAGCUUUUAGAAUGUAUAUAGCAGAAGGUGAAGAGUGUAUUACUCCGAGAAGCUUGAAGAUGAUGUUAAAGAAGCUAGGUGAGACAAGAAGCACUGAUGAUUGUAGAGUUAUGAUUCGUGCUUUUGAUCUCAAUGCUGAUGGAGUUUUGAGCUUUGAUGAGUUUGCUCUUAUGAUGCGUUAAAAGAGUUCACCAUAAUCGCCUCCCAUUUGUAGUCUCUCCUUUUCAUUGAUGUAUAUAUAUACGGCUUGUGGCGCAAUAAACACGAUUUUUAUUUGAUUAAAA
Raphanus sativus (radish) is the source of this 687-nucleotide messenger RNA. Its product is annotated as calcium-binding protein CML38. The coding region runs from base 49 to 585 and encodes 178 amino acids. Gene Ontology annotation, molecular function: calcium ion binding; enzyme regulator activity. The record is from RefSeq and is a predicted model, not a curated record. NCBI's taxonomy places the organism in Eukaryota, Viridiplantae, Streptophyta, Magnoliopsida, Brassicales, Brassicaceae. The transcript has a single exon.